Messenger RNA from Mauremys reevesii (Reeves's turtle), 2254 nucleotides. RefSeq names its product T cell leukemia translocation altered (gene TCTA). The transcript has 3 exons. The record is from RefSeq and is a predicted model, not a curated record. NCBI's taxonomy places the organism in Eukaryota, Metazoa, Chordata, Testudines, Geoemydidae. Bases 11 to 493 code for a protein of 160 amino acids.
GGUUCAUGGGAUGCUCCCAUUCCAAGGAGGAAGGGGUUCUCGGCGCCUGCGCAGUGCAGUACUCCGUUGGCGCAUGCGCAGGGUGAUGGCGGCACCGUGGCUGGGCUGGGAGGCGCCGGGUCGGGCGCUGCGGGGCCUGGCCUGGCUGGGGCAGGAGUUCGCGGCCGACUGGGCGGCUCAAGACCUGCGGGCCGCGCUCUUCCAGCUGCUGCUGCUCUGGCUGGGCCUCAGCCUGCUGGGCAUCCACCUAGCCUGGCGGCUCCAUGGAGGCCGCGUCAGCCGCCUCUGCUGCCGUCCAGGUACGAGCCGAACCGAACCCGCUGGGCUGGGCUGCCGCCCAGCUACCGACCGGGACGAACGGAGCCGGGCCCCGAGCCCCCCACCCUGCCGGCCCGGCUGUGCUGCUGCGCAGGCAGAGGCGGCCAGAACGGAGGGACCCCCGCUGGUGCCUCAUAUUUCCCCACCUGGGACAGCUCAAGCAAUGAGGCUGUGAAGACUCACCGAGAGUGAGGCGCGGACGGAUACGCUGGUGGGCAGGGGCAUACCUGGGACAGCUCCACCCAUGGACUCCAGCGCUUCCAGCCAGGAAAACUGGCUUUGCACCUUCGCUGUGUUGGAGAUUGCAGCCAUGUCACCUGUGGGCUAGCUCCUGGCCAGCAGGGAGCUGUACAGCCAGCUGGCCUGUGCCCAUCCCAGCUGGACUCUGCCAUGUCACCCCUGUGGUCACUUCUGGGGGCAUCUGCACUGCCCCAAAAGCACAUCAGCCCUUCCCCAUACCUGCCCCAGACAAAACAGGCCCCUGCAGCGGCCAUAGGCCUGUGUACAUGGGGGGUGGUGUAUAGUCAGUGCCUCAGCGGUCCUCGUGCCCAGCUUAAAUCCUCCCCAAGCACAUGCCUCUGAGCCCCUCCCUCCAACUUUUGCUACCCCCACCACUGAUGAGCCAAAAGCCUUCCCAGCCCCUUCCAGGAAAAAUUGCCUGAACCCCCCGUUUCCCUGCUGCCAAGCCCCCUCCUCUGCCCUCAGGGACUAUGAGACUCAUGCACCUGUACCACUUUCUGCCCCAGCGGGCAAGGUUGGAGGUCCUGCUCCCUGCUGUUAGAAUUCCUGUGCUCCCUGUGACCCUGGGGCAACUACAGCUGCUCUUCAGAGGGGUGGGAUUCUGCUCCUGGGCACAGGGGAGAUGCAGGGCAGGAUGGCAGCGCUGUCCCACUGGUUACAUGGUGUGGGAGCAGAGAGCUGAGCCGCCUAUCUGGCUGGGAUUUGGUGGUGUGGGGGGCCUUUGGGCAGCACCAGGCUGCUGUUGCCCUGCGCCAUGUCUCAUAGCAGUGUUGGAGUGAUAGCCCACUGGCACCUGGGCAGCAACGCUGCCAGCUUCCACACAGCACUGCAUGUGCCAUCUGCCUGGGCCAGGUGAGGCCUUCCUAGGCCAGUGCCCUCUGCCAAGGUGCCAGCCCUUGGGAUCAGAGCAGGAACAGCAUGCCCAUGGCAAACCCAGCCUAGGGGCCAGGGUGCCCCUUAGAGCAGUAGGAAUAGCUGGCCCCAGGUACUUCCAGACCCAUCUGCAGUGAGCGAGGGUAUCUCCAAGCCCAGGAGGGGGCAGGGCUCAGAGGCAGCACCUGGCUAAUGGCCUGGCAGGCACAGGGUGGCACAACUGGGCUUGGAGCCUGGUACCUGUAUCCCAGGCCAGGCCCUUAGCCCCAGGGCCACCUACUGUCCUUCUGCACUCUGCCAGGCCCUGGCUGAGGGCUCCUGUGACCUGCUGGCUGGAUUAAAUCCCUCUGCUGUGACCAUGCUGCCAUUCCAUUACUUGUGGGGGGGGAGAGGAACUGUGUCCAUUCUGGCUCUCUCUGACCCUGUUGCUGGAGGAGGGGACCCCUGCUCCUCAGGGAGAUGCUGUCCUAGCUGGCGGAUGCUGUUGCUCUUCAGGCACUUGGAGCAGCUGCCUUGAACCACUUACCCUCUUCCAGGCAGGGAUGGGGGCUCCCUGGCCUCAUCCCCUGCUGGGGGCAAGGGCAGGAGCAUGAAGCAUACAAAAUCAGGGUUGGACAGGACCUCAUCUAGUCCAGCCCCCUGCUCAAAGCGGGACCAAUCCCCAGACAGAUUUCCCCCCCCCCCCCAGAUGCCUAAACCCUGGGUUUAGCAGGCCAGUGCUCAAACCACUGAGCUAUCCCUCCCCCCAAGCAGGUGCAUGCCCUACCAUGCCAGGGGGAGGAGCAUGCCCCCAUAACUGCUUUAAAACAGGCCUGUGGCUGGG